AUGUAUACAGCACAACAAAAUCAAUCGGCUUUUACAUAUUGGACUCAAGAUGCCCCCAUGGUUGCAGGCUUGACAAAUGGUACAUUUGGAUCAUCUCAAGCUACUCUCUGUAUCAAUCAAGGAAUAAGGAUUGCAAAUGACAAUGCUCUCUACAUCGUCGAUUUGCUGAAUAAUCGAAUUGUUAUAAUGGAACCUAACUCAAUUACGGCUGUAGCUAUCAUUAAAACAGGAUCUAACUCCAGAAAUCUAUUUAUGUAUCAUUCGAUUGAUGUUUUUUUUACUCAAAAAUUAUAUCUACGUCCCAGACGUAUUCAAUUAUCAAGUAGUAAAAUAUUUAUAAAUGGAACAGAUCCAGUUACCGUAGUCGGAAUUAAAGGUGUAUUUGAAACCAGUCUAAAUACAUCAACAAUCGAUCUUCCCAGCUAUUUAUUUGUCGAGAAUAAUGAGAACUUAUAUGUGAGUGACAUGCAAAACAACAUAAUGAUUUGUUAUCCAUCGAGGUCAUCGGGUGGUAUGCCUGGUGUGAUAGUCGCUGGCAACGGCACCCAAGGAAGCAGCACUUUACAGCUAAAUAUGCCAAAUGGAAUAUUUUUCAAUGAUGCUGGAACACUGUGCAUUGCAGAUUCUCAAAAUCAUUGA
Molecule: messenger RNA, 639 nt
Organism: Rotaria sp. Silwood2
Lineage: Eukaryota; Metazoa; Rotifera; Eurotatoria; Philodinida; Philodinidae
Source: the annotation of a GenBank genome assembly